This is a messenger RNA of Abrus precatorius (Indian licorice), 1781 nucleotides long. Its product is annotated as probable sodium/metabolite cotransporter BASS4, chloroplastic. NCBI's taxonomy places the organism in Eukaryota, Viridiplantae, Streptophyta, Magnoliopsida, Fabales, Fabaceae. Gene Ontology annotation, cellular component: chloroplast envelope. The coding region runs from base 83 to 1294 and encodes 403 amino acids. The transcript has 13 exons. The record is from RefSeq and is a predicted model, not a curated record.
AAAACAAGAAUUUGCACGUUGUUCCUUCGACUACCAUCCAGCAUAUACCUUAACUUUGUGACACUUUGGGAGAGUCCACAAGAUGUUGGCAUCACGAGUCUCCACAGUUCAGCCACUGCACUCGACGGACCCAAUGGCCCACUCACUCACCCUCACGCUGUUUCCUGCCACCACUUCCUCCUUCCGUCUCCGCCACAGUGUCGCCUACGCCGUUAAACCCCUCACUCUUCGCUCCGUCACUCGCCGUUUAACACUCUCACCCGUUAGAGCCUGUGACACAUCCCAACAGAUGGGUGGUAAUGGAAGCAAACAGAGGAAGGGAUUGAUUUGGGUGCAGCCCAUUUUGAAAUUUGCUAGGAGCAAUGUAUUACCCUUGGGUGCUCUUGUUGGUGCAGUGGCAUUAGGAUUGGCAUGUCCUAGUCUUGGUUGUGCUGCAGAUAAAUAUAAUGUGUCAAAAAUUGGUCCAUUUGGAAUUUUUGUUAUCUCAGGAUUGAUGUUGCGUAGUGAAGAAGUCAGUGCAGCUGUGGAAGCAUGGCCUGUUGGACUCUUUGGACUAGUGUCUAUUUUAUUCCUUUCACCAUACUUUUCCAGAAUAAUAUUACAAAUUCAGCUCCAACCCCAGGAAUUUAUUACAGGACUAGCUAUAUUUAGCUGUAUGCCGACUACAUUAUCAAGUGGUGUUGCACUUACCCAGCUUGCAGGUGGAAAUUCUGCACUAGCUCUUGCGAUGACAGUAAUAUCUAACAUGUUAGGAAUAUUGAUUGUUCCACUUUCCAUCACAAAAUUUGUAGCUGAUGGAGUUGGUGUGACUCUACCUACCAAGCAGUUAUUUAAAAGUCUUGUUCUGACCAUAUUAAUUCCCCUUAUUUUGGGAAAGGUUCUACGUGAAUCUUUUAAAGGUGUGGCUGACUUUGUUGAUAGAAACCGCAAGCUUUUCUCAUUUAUCAGUGCACUUUUCCUUAGCCUAGUACCUUGGAUACAAGUGAGUAGGUCGAGGCCACUGCUGUUAAUGGUGAAGCCCAGAGUUUUUCUUGUAGCUAUUGGACUGGGAACACUUCUUCAUCUGACAUUGUUGGUAUUCAAUAGCAUUGCUGUCCGGAGUAUUUCUGUUAUCACUGGUGGUAGAAAAUCAAUUUUUUCGCAGGAAGAAAAUGCCAGUGCACUCGUACUUGUUGCAAGCCAGAAAACAUUACCAGUAAUGGUAGCAGUGAUAGAGCCACUUCAAGGUGCAUUUGGAGAAUCCGGGUUACUAGUUCUUCCUUGCGUUGCAGCACAUCUAAACCAGGUCAUUUGAUUUUUUUCUAAACCAGUUUCUAAUAUUUUCAUCCUCAUGCUAACCUAAAAGUCUUUGUAGAUUAUUAUGGACUCUUUUCUCGUUAACUUCAUGCGUCCUAGAGACAAUUCCAAUGAUGCCAAGGUGGUUUAAGCAGUGGAAACACUGGUCAUCAUCGAUGGUUAUCUGCAGAUCCAUGUGCCAGCACAUUGAGCUACAUCUUAGGAAAUGUUGAGAUAAAAGAUGUUUAAAAAUUUGCUUGGUUUCAUUUCCUACUGGAUAAGUAACCAAUAUAUAAUAUGCUCCUGUAUAUUGUUCAAUCUGGAAGUUUGCUGCAGCAUAUAGUUUCAGAUCUUUACAUUGUUUGGUGACUAUUUUUUUCUUCUCUUUAUGGGUUGGGGGACUUCAAAGUAGGAGGUCUACUACGUCCAUAUAUAUGUUGUGCAAUGGAAAUGGUAGGCAUUUCAUAUUCACUUGUUGAGGAUUCUUUAAAACGCUAUACCGAUAA